This is a messenger RNA of Histoplasma capsulatum G186AR, 5331 nucleotides long. RefSeq names its product chitin synthase. Gene Ontology annotation, cellular component: cell periphery; cell septum; myosin complex. The record is from RefSeq and is a predicted model, not a curated record. Lineage: Eukaryota; Fungi; Ascomycota; Eurotiomycetes; Onygenales; Ajellomycetaceae. The transcript has 4 exons. The coding region runs from base 1 to 5331 and encodes 1776 amino acids. Gene Ontology annotation, molecular function: cytoskeletal motor activity; ATP binding; chitin synthase activity.
AUGGCGAGCCGGUAUUCUGUUUAUUCGACGACGUCUUCCACUGCACCGGCCCCUCGCUCGACCAGACAGCCAGCUGCGCAAGUGUCUACCACAACCCUCCUCAAUACCCUCCAUGCGAUAUACUCCUCUGGGCAGUCAUAUCAACUCGACUCAGGCACGGCUCUGACAGUUAACACUUGGCUUACCGCUGCAAGCCCUGGACCCAAUGGCGAAGUGGGCGGAUUAGUGGACGCAGAACUCGCGAGACGGGCUUGGGAACAUGCUCGACGCAGAGCCGAAGAUGGGUGUAUCGUCUUGUGCUCAUCUCACCGUUCUACUCCUUCCCUUCUUGCUCCGUUCUUAGCCAAGCUACCAUUGUCGACUCCUUCCACCACUUAUACUGCACUUUCUGCCCUUCGACCGUUCAUUGCACAAGUUACACCUUAUAAUCCGUCGCAAUUUCGCUGUUCUGCACUUGCUGUGUCUUAUACCUUCACGCUCACUGGCAACGUCACAGCGGUAUCACUGUCUUUAUCCACAGCUGGCCUUGAUGUUUCUAGUGGCCUGCUUAAUAUUCCUGCCGAGGCUGGCUACCGCGCCUUCGAUGUGUUUUACUAUCUACUUACAUCUGCUUCGACCCCGGCUGAAAGGGAGUUUCUCAGCCUGAAAGAUGCCUCUGCAUACUCUCUCUUGAACAAAUCGAACACAUUUAAUCCGCCAGCAUAUAUACCCACUGCUGAUGAUGCGGCUUCUGCUGAAGAUUUUAGAGCUGCUCUCAAGGCUAUAGGUAUCAAAGGCGCGUCACAUAGAAAUUUUAUUACGAUACUAGCUGCUUUACUGAAGCUAGGUAAUUCUCUGGGCUUCUUGGUCGACCAGGAGGAACUUGAGGAAAUAUGUGAAGAUGUUGGGGGACUUCUAAACCUUGAUCCGGAUGUACUUCUGCACAAGUGCUCCACAGAUGAUCGUGCCAUUCUGAUCGCUGGUAUCUACGAAGCUUUGAUUGAUUGGGUGAUAUCUAAGGCUAAUGAGACCAUCUCUAAUGAGAUUCACAGCACCCAGGAUAGUACCUCAGGUGAUGACAGCCCUGGCCGGAGGACCCCUUGGAUUGAUGGGGAAACGGGUGACACUGUUGGAAUCACAGUCGUUGAGGUUCCAGAUCCAGCGUUAGGAAAAGCCAUCGCCCUUAGGGGAGUCUUCGAUGACUCCCUUGGUAUUAAUGCUGAAAUGAAAGAAGAUGGAAUCGAAGUUGUUGCCCCAGGACAGUCUGUGAUCAAGGAAAUGCACAAUGCAAUCGCUGAGGUUGAGGCCGAUAUGGGGGUUCCGGAAAGCGCGGCAACCCGUGAACGAGAACAAGAGUACGAUAGAAAAGAAGGUGUUUUGGAAAAAGUCGGAUUGGAACUUGAAACGGGCAGUUUUCUUCGGCAGAUUUUAUAUUCCGUUGAAAAUGAAGGCAUUAGUCUUGGCAAGAAGGGCCGUUUUGACCUCACCAAUACUCUAGGAAGCAGCAGAGUUUGGUAUCACGUCGCACUUCAUCCCACAGACGAUCCACCUGCCACUUUGGCAUCUUUACCAUCCGUUACAUCCUCUUGGUCUGCCGGAACUGUCUCCCGCCAACUUCGCGCAUGGAGGCUCCCCGAAUGGGCCAACCGUCGAAACAAACACCUUGAUUUCACGGCAGAUUUCGAUGUAGAAGAAUUUGUCACGAGGUAUUCUCGGCUUGGAUGCCAAGAAGGAAAGGACGGAGUGGAGAACUGGAUCCUAGAAAGAGGGUGGAGCAAUGGUGAUGUGGUUAUCGGCAACGAGAGAAUUUGGAUGAGAGAGAAUGCAUGGUGGGAGGCUGAGUCGAUGCUGGAUUUGAAACCGCAAAAUAUCCCACAGGAUCCGUUCAAUCCUGUGAUGACCCCCUUUGACACCCCAUAUUCUCCCACCCCACCACCUAAUGCCAGCGGCUUCUUUCAGCCAGAGAUCAGUGUUGGUGACAGUCGUGAAAAUCUUAUGCAAAGGCAGAGCGUGGCAACUAUGUCUCGGAGUGCUUUGGGGGGAGCUCGUUCCAUCGCACCUACUGUUGGCCAGCCUGGCCAAACCGCACUGGGAGAUUACGGCCUUGGCCCAAAGGGAGAUGACAGAAAACACGAUACCCAAUACUACGAUCAAGAUCUUGGUGUAUUCACUGGGCAAAUGGAUCCUGAAUUUGGUGACCCGAAAAAGAUCGAGAAGAAAAAAAUUCCCUUGUCUCGGCGUCUGUGGGCAGGCUUCGUUUGGGCGGCAACUUUUUGGAUUCCUUCGUUUGUCCUUCGAUAUGUUGGCCGUAUGAAACGCCCAGAUGUUCGAAUGGCUUGGAGAGAAAAGGUUACUCUCAUGGCUCUAAUCCUUCUCCUGAACGCCAUAAUGGUUUUUUGGAUUAUUGGUUUUGGAAAUUUACUCUGCCCGAAUAAAGAUAAAGUCUGGUCUGAGAAAGAAGUCACUUACCACCAAGGGGAUAAUGACUACUACGUCAGUAUCCAUGGGAUCGUGUAUGAUAUCAGCAAGUUUUGGAAAGUUCCGCACGCUACAACUAGAGACACUUCCAGGACUGCAAUGGAUCCGUUCCGUGGUUUAAAUAUGGAUGCUUACUUUCCCGUUCCACUGACUGUGGCAUGUCGCGGCUUCGGCAUAGCCGAUUAUGUUCAGCUUCAACACAACCAGACCGACGCCGUUUUAUAUCCAAAUGCUCUCCACUCCUCUGGUCCUUUAAAUGAGCGUGACCCCAAAUCCAAAUUGCACGAUAUCAACUGGUAUAACAAUGAUUUCUUACCAAGAAUCAAGGAGUAUUACAAAGGGGAUGUGGUUUGGGACAAGGCUGAAUUACAGAAACAGGCGGAAGAAGACCAACGGUUUUGGGUCGUACUAACCGGCGAAGUGUUUGAUCUAACGGACUAUUUCUACACCGUUAAACUGAUGAACAAUCUGCAGGCCUACAAUUUCCUCCCUGAUAAAGUCACCCAGUUGUUCUUGAAUAACCCGGGUGAGGACAUAACCGACAAGUGGGAGAGUACCGUUGACUUCCAGAACAGCUAUUGGUGUUUGAAGCAUCAGUUUUAUCUUGGCAAAACCGACUUCCGAAAAACAGCUAGAUGCCAAGUGAACAAUUAUAUCCUGCUUGCAUUCACUUGCGUACUUGCUGGUGUUAUUCUUAUCAAAUUCGUUGCUGCGCUCCAGCUUGGAACCAAACGGCGACCUUCGAUGCAAGAUAAAUUUGUUAUCUGUCAAGUUCCCGCGUACACCGAGGGAGAAGACCAACUGCGGAAAGGACUCGAUUCCCUCACAGCUCUCCAGUAUGACAAUAAGCGGAAGCUUAUUUUCGUGAUCUGCGAUGGUAUGAUUGUUGGAGGUGGUAAUGAUCGACCAACUCCAAAAAUUGUGCUCGAUAUCUUGGGUGUCGAUCCAAAAAUCGAUCCUCCCGCGCUCCCAUUUAAGUCUGUGGGCGUGGGAAGCGAUCAACUCAACUAUGGCAAAGUGUAUUCUGGUCUCUAUGAAUUCGAAGGCAAUGUUGUUCCUUACAUUGUUGUUGUCAAGGUUGGAAAGGAGUCCGAACAAACCAAAUCGAAACCGGGAAACCGAGGGAAGCGAGACUCCCAAGUUUUGAUUAUGAGCUUCCUAAACAGGGUACACCAUCGUUCAGCAAUGUCACCACUCGAGCUUGAAAUAUUCCACCAAAUCAACAACGUUAUCGGAGUUGAUCCUGAGCUUUACGAGUAUCUCUUCAUGGUUGACGCUGACACGAGUGUGAAAGAAGAUUCGUUGAACCGACUUGUAGCGAGCUGCGCGAAUGAUUCUAAAAUUGCCGGUAUCUGUGGUGAAACCAGUUUGGAGAAUGAAGAACGUACUUGGUGGACAAUGAUUCAAGUUUACGAGUAUUAUAUUUCCCACCACCUGGCGAAAGCUUUCGAGUCGUUGUUUGGCAGUGUUACUUGUCUUCCUGGAUGUUUUUGCAUGUAUCGUCUUCGCACUGCUGAUAAAGGCCGGCCGUUGAUUAUCUCUGAUAAGGUUCUGAGCGAAUAUUCUGACAUAGACGUUGAUACACUACACAAGAAAAAUCUUUUGGCCCUCGGAGAAGAUCGAUAUCUGACAACAUUAAUGACCAAGCAUUUCCCGAACAUGAGGUACAAAUUCAUUCCAGACGCAUACGCAAACACUGCAGCUCCAGAAACAUGGAGUGUUCUGCUAUCCCAGAGACGUCGCUGGAUCAACUCCACUAUACACAAUCUAGCAGAAUUAAUGUUCCUCUCAGACUUGUGCGGCUUCUGCUGCUUCAGUAUGAGAUUUGUGGUGUUUAUUGAUCUUUUUGGAACAAUUAUUCUCCCAGCGACCUGCGCUUAUUUGGUCUAUAUCAUUUACCUCGCUGCAACCAAUAGUGGACAAUUCCCGAUUAUUUCGAUUGCGAUCAUUGCUGGUGUUUACGGCCUACAGGCAAUUAUAUUUAUUAUAAAACGCCAGUGGCAACAUAUUGGAUGGAUGAUAAUCUAUAUCAUUGCAUUCCCGAUUUACAGUUUUGUUCUGCCUAUGUAUUCGUUCUGGAAUCAGGAUAAUUUCACUUGGGGAAAUACUCGCAUCGUUAUCGGUGAAAAAGGAGAUAAACGCGUCAUUGCUAUCGAGGACGAAGGUUUCGAUCCGAGAAGCAUUCCUCUGCAACGUUGGGAUGAUUACGCGCUUGCCAAUAACCUCCCAGGUCGUCGUGGAAAUUCUCCUUCCGGGCAGGAAAAGUUUUACCAGCCAGUUUAUGCUGAUGACGCGGCCAUGGAGAUGGAUGAUAUGCACUCAACUUAUUCGUCAGUGAAGCCGGCAUCAACAAUCCUUACCGGCUUCCCUGCCCAAGGACCUCAUGGACCGUAUAUGACUCCACACUCACCAAGUCCUUUUGGCGGCAAUAUCCCCGGUAACAGAAGUUCGCACUUGUCAUCGUUCUCACGGUACACGGAUCAGCCCCUUGGCGGCCGUAGUCAAAGUUAUUUGUCGAUGGGCAAUCUUAGCAGCUACCAUGAAAACCCAGCAAGCGCAAGCCGCCUAAGCGGGCUUGGACCGAUGACAAGCGAAACUCAUCUUGGAGUACCUCAACGGCAAAGCAUGCCUAGCCCACUGGGUAUGCCUCGGCCAAUGAGCACUGUGGUGGACUUCAGAUCUGCACAAGGUCUAGGGCCAGAUAAGGCAACUAUUACGGAGGCUAUUCAGAACUGCCUGUCUGAAGUGGACUUGGACACGGUGACCAAAAAACAAGUCCGUGCUCUCGUCGAACAACGAUUGCAGACGACAUUGACUGGCGAAAAGAAAGCAUUCUUAGAUCGCCAGAUCGAUACUGAACUUGCCAACAUGUAA